Messenger RNA from Oldenlandia corymbosa var. corymbosa, 1837 nucleotides. Lineage: Eukaryota; Viridiplantae; Streptophyta; Magnoliopsida; Gentianales; Rubiaceae. The record is from the annotation of a GenBank genome assembly.
CCUCUAUUCAUUGUGAUACUCUAUUCUGUUUAAUUUUAACAAAAAGAACUAUCUUAUUCAACUUUCAUUUUGAUUAGUGCCUGAGCAUAGCUCAAAUAUAUAAAAGUUAGAAAGACAAAUAAACAAAUCACAAUUUUUGCUGAUCUCAAAAUAAACGAAUAUCAAAGGAAGCACGGACUGCGCGCGUAAGGCUGUAGAAUCUAAGAAAACAAAAACUUAUCACCUUCACCAGUUUCACCAGUCUCUCACUUCACUCUCCGGGCCUUUACAUAUUCCCCUUACAUUACAACCGCAUCUUAACUUUUCAUCUUUCACACACACACACCCCACUGACACAACUCUCUCACACACAGUCACACACAGUCACACACUAACACACUUAAACAAAGAUCACAUAGCAAAGUGACACCCAACUACACAAGCGGCUAACUCCCAUAAGUACACACCAAUUCUCACUUCGUCUCCUCAUAUUUCCACUCUCUUCCAGAUUCCCCUGUCCUCCUCCUCACUUUUCACUCCCAACAAACCAAAAAUUCUCCAAUCACUGUAGCUUUUUUUUUUUUUUAAUUUUAAUUAUGGCUGUAAGCAACAACAUAACCGCAUUUCUAAACUUCCUAGCUUUCAUGUGCUCCAUCCCAAUCAUCGCCUCCGGCACCUGGCUCGCUUCCAAGGCCGACAACGAGUGCAUCCACUGGCUCCGGUGGCCGGUCGUCUUCCUCGGAAUAGCCAUCCUCUUGGUUUCCUUGACCGGCUUCAUCGGAGCCUACUGGAGGAAAGAAUCCCUCCUCGGUGUCUACUUGGUGUGCAUGGCCAUCCUCAUCGUUCUCCUCCUGGUGUUUAUUGUCAUGGCGUUUGUCUUCACCCGUCCCAGCGGCGCGUACCAUGUCCCCGGCAGAGAAUACGAGGAGUACCGCCUUGAUGGUUUCUCUUCUUGGCUCCGAGAUCAUAUUACCAGCUCUGAUAAUUGGGUCAAGAUUAGGGCCUGUUUGGCUGAUUCCGGGAUUUGUCCAAAACUUAAUCAGAAGUACAUCACUGUUGAUCAGUUCUAUGCCGGUCACCUCUCUCCGAUUGAGUCAGGAUGCUGUAAGCCACCAACCCUUUGUGGAUACCAGUUUGUGAACCCAAUAACAUGGAUAAAUCCGGCAACCCCAGUAGCUGAUGCGGAUUGCAACCUUUGGAACAAUGACCCUGGCCAGCUCUGCUAUUAUUGUGAUUCCUGCAAAGCUGGAUUGCUGGGAAACCUAAGAAGGGAAUGGAGGAAAGCCAACGUCAUUUUGAUCGUUACGGUGGUGGUUUUGAUUUGGGUUUAUCUCAUUGCUUGUAGUGCUUAUAGAAACGCACAGACGGAGUCGCUCUUCAACAAGUACAAACGUGGGUGGGCAUAAGGAAAACUAAAUGAAGCAAGAGCACAAUUUUGUGAUGAUUUUGGGUAUCUUUUUGGUGCCAUUUUGCUUUAUAGCUUCGAUGUUCACAUCUGUACAUAUUCUUUCUAUUAGUACUAAAUUGUGAGUUUUGAAUGGUUUAUUUUCUUUCAUCAUCCAUACUUUAGUAGAUUCUCGAAGAAAGAAAAUUAGACAGGAAUCGGGUCCGAAUCUGAUGAUCAACUUUUACUUACUUUUCCAAUAUCAGAUUCUUCUCAUCCCAGUUUGUCGUUUUGAGCCCAUCAUGUGCUCACUUUUUUUAAGUUAUUCUCAUGUAACAUCUGCCUAGAUGGUUUGGUUAUCUAGUACUGAUUAUUACUAAUACUAACACAGUAUUUACAGACUUUCUAAUGGGACUCAAAUAACUUGUAGUGUAUAGCGAUUGAUGAGACACAUUAUUAGCUAAUAAUGAUGCG